GCUAUCUACCUCUCUCUUUAUAAUCACCCAACCCGAGAAAGCUUUUUCAUUAUUAUCAUCAAACAUCAUCAUCAUCAAAACAUUCAAACCUAAACCCCAAAGUCAUGUUUGAUCAAAUCAUCAUUUCUUCCGGCGUUCAGUCACCGUUACCCUCCGUCACGAAUCUUCAAGUUGAUUCCGUUAACUUUCCACCGUCCGUCAUCUCACCGGCUUCCUCCAAUCGACUCUUCCUCGCUGGCGCAGGUGUGCAAGGUUUGGAUAUCCAAGGAGAGUUUGUGAUCUCCACCGUCAUCGGAGUUUACCUAGAUCCUAACGCCGUAGGGAGCCUUACCUCUUUCGGUUGGGGAUGCAAAACGACAGAGGAGUUAACGGAAUCCGUCAAUUUCUUCCGUCAUAUCGUCACAGGUUCUUUUGAGAAAUUCAUUAAGGUGACGAUGAAACUGCCGUUAACGGGACAGCAAUAUUCGGAGAAAGUAACAGAGAACUGUGAGGCAAUUUGGGAAUCGUUAGGGAUAAACUCAAACUCUGACAUAAGCUGUGGUCCUCCUCCCAGUGCAAAACUUCGUUUUAACAAGAUCACUAAAACAUUUGGUCCAUCUCGGCACUAUUCUAGGGGUCAAGCUGUGAAAAGAUUCCUGGAAAUCUUCAAGCCCAAAAAGUUCCCUCCUGGUGCUUUCAUCCUCUUCGCUAUCUCCCCUAAAGGCUCUCUUACGGUUGCGUUUUCGAGUGAUGAUGGCAUUCCUAAAAGAGGAAACACAGCGAUCGAGAAUAAGUUUUUGGCAGAGGCAGUUCUUGAAUCAAUCAUUGGAAAGAACGGUGUGUCUCCUGGGGCUAGGCUGAGUGUAGCUGAGAGAUUAGCUCAGGUGAUGAAGAAUGAAGGCCGGGCUGAGACAUUAAUAUUGGCCGACAAAAAAUUCAUGAAAAAUAACGAGGUCAAAGAAGAUGCAACAAAGGCAAAGACUGAUCAAGAGGAAGCGAACGAUCUCUCCCUCGGAGAUAAAUUGGCUGAAGAAAAUGUUGGAUAAGCUUGAAUAAUACUUGUGAUGAAAGUUUCCUUUUCUAUGUUGUGUUUAUCUUAAGGAUUAGGAAAUAUAAUGGGAAUAGGAAAUUGUUAGUCCCUAUAUAUAUGAAUGCAUAUUGUGAUGCAUAU
Messenger RNA from Brassica oleracea var. oleracea, 1150 nucleotides. Its product is annotated as chalcone--flavonone isomerase-like. The coding region runs from base 105 to 1025 and encodes 306 amino acids. The record is from RefSeq and is a predicted model, not a curated record. Gene Ontology annotation, molecular function: chalcone isomerase activity. Gene Ontology annotation, biological process: flavonoid biosynthetic process. The transcript is spliced from 6 exons. Lineage: Eukaryota; Viridiplantae; Streptophyta; Magnoliopsida; Brassicales; Brassicaceae.